UUUGUUUAUUUCAUUUUUUUUUCUCUCUCCACCCAAGUUAAUGUUGUCAUCAUCACCACCUUUCACAGAAGGCCUUCCUUUAUUGGUUUAUUGGUUUAGAUUGUUCGUAUGUUAGCUCUGGGAUGUCAGAUGUGAUUAGAUUCCCCAAAAGUUUAAAAUACAUGCGCGUUCGAUGUAUCUUUUUAUACUCGUAGACCAUAAUUAUUCCUUUCUUCUUCCAAAUUAAAAGCCUUAUCAAAGGUUUGUGUUUCUUUUUUCUCCAUAUAUAUUCCUUGAAUUCGGUUUCAUCAUUCAGGGUGUUUUUUUUUUUUUGAUCCCUCGAUUCUCCAGAAGCUACUUCUGAAUCAUAUGUAUGGAUUCUUUGGUGGUGAGUGGAGGAGACUUCAGAAGCUCCUUCUUUCAAGCCCAGUUUUGAUGCAGGAGAUAUCGGAAUAGUACAUGGGAGAUAAACAAGAAUUCAAAGCGCAAACUUUUGUUUCAUCCUUUGAGUUUCAUCACAAUUCAAGGGAUGAUUUUUUUUUUUUUAAAUUUCUUUGAAGAAAUGAUGAUCGUUGCGGAACAAAAAUGCAAAAUUUGAUCUGGAUUUUCACCGGAAAGAAGAGAGAAAAUUCUUGAGCUAGUGAUCGUCAAAUUAUUUCUAGAAGAAAAGGGUUGUACUUGUUGAGCCAAUGGAGGAAACAGCUGCGCAGCCGCAGGCAGGGCAGCCAAGCCCACCGAGGAAGAAGAUAACCAAGCAACUCACCGGAAAACGCGACGAUUCUGCGCUACAUUCCGCGGCGAGAGCAGGAAACGUCGCCGUCGUGAGAGAAAUCCUCACCGGCGCCGGAGAGGCUGAGUUGAAGGAGCACUUGUCGAAGCAAAAUCAGUCCGGCGAGACCGCCCUGUAUGUCGCGGCGGAAUAUGGAAAUGUUGAUUUAGUCAAGGAGAUGAUACAGUACUAUGAUCUUGCCGACGCCGGAAUCAAAGCCAGGAAUGGAUUUGACGCUUUCCACAUUGCUGCCAAACAAGGAGAUUUAGAUGUGCUUAAAGUCCUUGUGGAGGCCCAUCCGGGGCUAACCAUGACCGUCGAUGUAUCGAACACCACGGCCCUUCACACGGCUGCAACGCAAGGGCAUAGUGAGACAGUGAGUCUCUUGUUGGAAGCAGGAAGUAGCCUUGCCACCAUCGCUCGGAGUAAUGGGAAAACCGCACUGCAUUCCGCGGCGAGAAACGGGCAUUUGAAGGUCGUGAAAGCGCUUCUCCAGAAGGAGCCUAGCCUCGCCACACGCACCGAUAAGAAAGGGCAGACCGCGCUUCACAUGGCCGUGAAGGGGCAGAAUCUUGAGGUUGUGGAGGAGCUGAUCAAGGCUGAUCCUUCAACCAUAAACAUGGUUGACACUAAAGGCAAUACCGCUUUGCAUAUAGCUACCAGAAAAGGUAGAGCUCAGAUAGUGAGACUGCUACUCAGCCAAAGCGAAACCGAUAAAAUGGCCGUCAACAGGUCCGGCGAAACCGCCAUAGACACCGCGGAAAAGACCGGGAACGGCAACAUCUCAGCCAUUCUUCAGGAGCACGGCGUGCAGAGCGCCAAAACUAUGAAGCCGCAGGCGACGACGAGCACAGCCCGCGAGCUGAAACAAACGGUGAGCGACAUUAAGCACGAAGUCCACUACCAGCUGGAGCACACGCGCCAGACGAGAAGGCGGGUCCAAGGCAUCGCCAAGCGCCUCAACAAAAUGCACGCCGAGGGACUCAACAACGCGAUAAACUCGACGACGGUCGUCGCUGUCCUCAUCGCCACCGUCGCCUUCGCCGCCAUAUUCACCGUCCCGGGGCAGUACGUAGACGACCCGAAGCAGAUUCCUCCGGGAUUCUCCCUCGGAGAGGCCAGGAUCGCUUCCAAAGUUCCCUUCCUGAUCUUCUUCGUAUUCGACGCCAUUGCGCUGUUCAUAUCUCUCGCCGUCGUCGUCGUGCAGACGUCGGUCGUGGUGAUCGAAAGCAAGGCGAAGAAGCAGAUGAUGGCGGUGAUCAACAAGCUCAUGUGGCUGGCUUGCGUGCUGGUUUCGGUGGCGUUUUUAGCGCUUUCUUUUGUGGUCGUUGGGGAGAAACAGAAGUGGUUGGCCAUAGGAGUGACCAUCAUAGGAACAACUAUAAUGGCUACGACUCUGGGGACCAUGUGUUAUUGGGUGAUAAGACACAGAAUUGAGGCUUCCAAUUUGAGGAGCAUUCGUAAGUCUUCCAUGGGAAGCAGGUCAAGGUCUUUGUCCUUGUCAGUCAUGUCGGAAUCCGAGAUUCUGAAUAGUGAAUAUAAGAAAAUGUACGCCAUUUGAUAAUUUUUUUUUAAUUUUUAUUUAAAGUAGACACUCUGCUUUUUCGCCAGAGAAUUUUUGUUUUGGCAAAAUCCAAAGGCUAAUGGAUCAUCAUCAUCAGGUAUAUAAAAAUGUCCAUUUUCCGAGCA
Messenger RNA from Morus notabilis, 2437 nucleotides. Its product is annotated as ankyrin repeat-containing protein At5g02620. The record is from RefSeq and is a predicted model, not a curated record. Bases 669 to 2309 code for a protein of 546 amino acids. NCBI's taxonomy places the organism in Eukaryota, Viridiplantae, Streptophyta, Magnoliopsida, Rosales, Moraceae. The transcript is spliced from 4 exons. Gene Ontology annotation, molecular function: protein phosphatase regulator activity; protein phosphatase 1 binding. Gene Ontology annotation, cellular component: plasma membrane.